UGACAGUAACAUGGCGGCGCCCACAACGAGGGCGCUAGAGGUGUUCCAGCGAGCGACAUGGAGCACUUUUAAGGCUGUCAAAACAUCAGCGGACGUGCAGCGGCACCCUGUCCCGCUUUUAGUGCCUGUGCGGACCAAGAAGCGCUACUUCGUCCCCCCGGCCGUGGGCCUGAAGAGCAAGCGGGAUCUCAACCCUGAGGCCAAGGCCCAAGCGGCUGGCGUCGUGUUCCGGCAGCAGUACAUGGAGAGGCCCAUCAACAUCGCCUGCACCGCGGGAAUCUUUGACCCCUACAUCCCUCCUGAGGGCGAUGCUCGUCUUUCCUCUAUGUCCAAAGAAGGCUUAAAGCAGCGCACCGAGCAGCUACGACAGAGCGCCUCCUCGCAGCUGGCAGUUCGGAAGAUCAAAGAGUUUGACUCGGCAUUCUCCUCCAAAGAUUUUGCUGAGCAAGCCCAGGAAAUCUUCAUCGAGGCUCACAACGCACUGUGCAUGUUCAGCAAAGAGAAGCUUCACUCACUGGUGACAGAGCGAUGUUAUCCGGAGAUGACGCGGGGUAACCGCUACAAGACCCUGCACUGGCGCUUGGUGGAGUCGCUGGAGGCGCCCCGCGUGGUACACGCCCGCAGCCCCGACAUGGUUGCAAAGGGCAACCUGUACGGCCAGGUGACGGUCCGCAUGCACUCUAGACAGACUCUGGCCAUCUAUGACCGGUUCGGACGGUUGAUGCUGGGCAGCGAAGAGCAGCCCAAGGAUGUGUUGGAGUAUUUGGUCAUGGAGCGGCACUUGGUGAACCCCUACGGACGCUGGCGACUCCACGGGAAGAUUGUGCCCUCCUGGGCCCCCGCCAAGGACCCCAUCAUUAAAACCGUCAUGAUUCCCAGUCCAAACCUAAAACCUGGUGAGGAAUUUGAUGUCCUCAACUACCAAGUUCCCAAAGCAGAGGCAGUGCAGUGGUCAAAAUGAGCCUCCAGGUGGUGCUGCUGCACCUUCCAGCCACAGUAGGACCUGUUCAAAUUCAAAUGUGACCACGUGUAGUUCGAGAGUCCACUUUUGGAGCACUUUUUGUUGUUAAAAUGUUGCAUUUUUUCCAAAUCAGACUCUGCUGUCUUUGCUAUUUUUGUCUAUUUUAACAAUUCAAAUGUCGUGUGUGUAAAGAAAAAGCUAAUAAAAGUGAUGUUCAGAAGUGGUAAGGACAAUUUCUUUGACUGCAUGAUGCAAGAUAAGGAAAAUGUCCCUAUCUGCCUGAGUUUUAGUGAGGUUGUGGUGCGGACCUCACUAAUAAAUACAUUUUCCCUGGGAUACACACACUUGCAAACAAUGGUGAACUUCCAGGCAUGUACUGCAAGUGUUGUAUAUGUAAUGUGUUUUUCCCUAUAGUGCAUGGUCGUUGAUGUAAUUAAGGGAAUUUUGUUUUGCUGAUUUUCUUUUCUUUGCUGAUGUACUCUUGCUCUCACGUUUUCUAAUUCUGAACAUGAAUUGCUUUAAUAAAAACAUACACA
This is a messenger RNA of Phycodurus eques (leafy seadragon), 1497 nucleotides long. RefSeq names its product mitochondrial ribosomal protein L45 (gene mrpl45). NCBI's taxonomy places the organism in Eukaryota, Metazoa, Chordata, Actinopteri, Syngnathiformes, Syngnathidae. The record is from RefSeq and is a predicted model, not a curated record. Gene Ontology annotation, cellular component: mitochondrion. The transcript has 8 exons. The coding region runs from base 11 to 961 and encodes 316 amino acids.